CAUCAUGCAUGGUAAAGUGGAGGGAUCGUGAAAGCGAGGCAGACCCUUGACGAGAUGGACUGACGCAGCGGCUGAAGCCUAAGAAGAACUGUGAGGACCGCACAGUGGUACUGAGAACUGACUUACUGGCGCCUAGCAACCGCAUGACUACUCACGCCUCAUGUUGGUGUGAGUUUCCCCAGCCAGGAACUUGUCCUUCCUUGUAUUUCUUGUCGCCAGCUAGUCGAUUGGUAAAAAAUUGGAGCCCAUUGUUGUAGGAUGUCCUUUCCCAGGCACGGGUCUGCCCUGAUCACAUGAGAUAAAGCUAUGGGUCUUCUGACAGUCUGUGGUAUUUUAAAUAUUUUUCACCAGCACCACAAUUCAAGUGCAUCCAUUCUCUAGUUUUCCUUAUUCAGUGUCCAACUUCCACGUGCAUAUGAGGCGAUGGGAAACACCGGGGCUCAGGUCCUGCACAUCUCAGGCUUCCAGGUAACAUCCUUGCCAUUCAACACGUGAAAGAGAUCGCCUACAGCAGAUCUGCCUAAUGCAAUGCGGCAUUUGAUCUCUUGACUGCUGAUUCCAGGAGCAUUGGUGUGGAUCCGGGCAAAAUGACAUCCUUGAUAACUUCGGUCUUUUUUCUAUUCAUCGUGAAGCUGUCUGGUGGUCUAGCUGUGAGGAGUUGUUCUUUUUUCUUUUUUUUUUUACAUUGAACUGCAAUCCACAUGGAAGGCUACCCCAUCUUUGAUUUUCACCAGUAAGAAUUCUGCCUCCUAAAGACCCUAUACAUUCCGUCUCACGGAGACCCUACGUGGGGGUCUGAAGACAGACAGCCUUUAUGGUUGCAGACAGCCUAGUCUCUCCCGCAGAGCCACUUGCUGCUGUAAAGGUGCCACCAAACAGGACAUCCGAGAGCAGAUCUGGGAUUACAUGGAGUCAAAGAACUUGGCCGACUUUCCCCGCCCCGUUCACCACAGGAUCCCUAACUUCAAGGGGUCUCACCUGGCAGGCCAGAACAUCAAAGAGCUGGAAGCUUUUGGCAGGACGCAGGAAAUCAAAGUAGACCCUGAUAAACCGCUGGAAGGGGUGCGGCUGCUGGCACUGCAGAGCCGCAAAACGUUGUUGGUUCCCACGCCGAGGUUGAGGACUGGGCUGUUCAACCGGAUCGUGCCGCCGCCAGGGGCCGGCAAAGACGUCCUGCGGGCAUGCGCCACCGCGCAGGGGGUGCGGAACUAUAGUGUGCCCAUCGGCCUGGAUGCGAGCGUCCUCGUGGAUAUGGUUGUGGUGGGCUCCGUGGCUGUCUCCGAGCAAGGCUGGCGGCUCGGGAAGGGCGAAGGCUAUGCUGACCUGGAGUACGCUAUGAUGGUAGCCAUGGGAGCUGUCCGCGAGGAGACGCCUGUGGUCACCAUCGUCCACGACUGCCAGGUGGUCCCCAUCCCCGAGGCCCUGCUGGAGGAGCACGACCUCACUGUGGACUACGUGCUGACACCCACACGGGUCAUCAGGACCGGCUGCCAGCGCCCAAAGCCCCGGGGCAUCACGUGGUCUAAGAUCAGCCCCGAGAUGCUGCGGCGGAUCCCAGUGCUGAGGGACCUGCGCAGGCAGGAGCAGCAGGCGGGCAAGGACGUGGCCCUGCGGGGUGAGCUGCUGCACCCCUGUGCCACUACCCCCAGCCGCCUGCACGGGGCGGGCUGCCCUCCCACCACCACUGCCACUGUCCACGUGGGGGGCCUGCCCGCAGGUGCCAGAGUGGGCGAACUGAAGAGGGCCCUCCGAGAGCACGGGGCUGCACCCCUGCGGCUGGCCUGGCAGGGCCCGGGGCCCCCAGCGGUCCUCAGCUACAGAGACCAGGCAUCAGCGGAGCGGGCCGUGGCCUGCCUGCAGGCACUGCAUCUGGGCACCAGCAGGCUGUGCGUGGAGCUGGCUGAGCCGCCGGGGGACAAGGGAGCUGCCAGCCUUGGUGUUCUGCCGACCCUGGACAGACCGCAGCAGGCCCACGACUGGCCUCGUGAACCGCCAGAGGGGUGUAGCCUGGAAUAAACUCGAUCCGCUUC
Molecule: messenger RNA, 2030 nt
Organism: Echinops telfairi (small Madagascar hedgehog)
Lineage: Eukaryota; Metazoa; Chordata; Mammalia; Afrosoricida; Tenrecidae
Gene: MTHFSD
Product: methenyltetrahydrofolate synthetase domain containing
Exons: 8
Coding region: 907-2016 (369 amino acids)
Cellular component (GO): cytoplasm
Molecular function (GO): nucleic acid binding
Source: RefSeq, a predicted model, not a curated record